This is a messenger RNA of Meloidogyne enterolobii, 894 nucleotides long. The record is from the annotation of a GenBank genome assembly. Lineage: Eukaryota; Metazoa; Nematoda; Chromadorea; Rhabditida; Meloidogynidae.
AUGCAGAAACCCAAAGUAUUUUUUCACAAUAUUUUAAACUUUAAGAUUUCUUUAGGUUCAGUAGAACAAAGUGCAAAUGAUUUAUUUUUUGAUACCGAAGAAGAUUUUUGUCAAGUACAAAAUAUUAUUUCACGAAUAUUAAAAUGGUUAGCAAUAGAUGAGGAUUCUUUUGAGAAGGCUUAUGUUUCUUUAUGUUUGCCAAAAUUGCUUGGACCUUUUAUUCGUUUACAAAUGCUCAAUUGGCGUCCAUUAAAGAAUGAUUCAUUGCCUUUACACUCCUUCCCUUGGUAUAAACAAUUAUUGAUGGCAGGAUUGGACAAUUCUGGCUUGGAAAAUAUAGAACAUUCUGUUUUAGUUCAAUUAAUUCCUAAUGUUGUGGAGAAAGUUAUUUUUCCAAAAAUUGCAAGAAUUAUCCGUGAACAGUGGGAUCCUUUGUCUCUAAAUGAAUCUACCAACUUGGGGACCUUUUUGCGAUCACUCAUCGAUGAUUAUCCAAUAACCACUACUAACAUUAAAUCAAAAAGAAUGAAUGAAAUCCUCGAUUUGUUGCACUCAAAAUUUCGGGAUGUGCUUGAAAAUGAUACUUUUGUACCUCUGUACAGUAAAGAUGCCAUUGAAGCAGUAGAGACAGGCUGUGCAGAAUUUAUGGAUAGACAAUUUUGGAAGUCUAUAAAGAUAAUUCGCUCAAUUCUUUGUUUUCGUGGAAUUCUUUCUGAUCUUUUUCUUGAAGAAUUAGUAAUGGAAGGACUUGUUAAUCGUUGUGUAGUUAUGUCUCUUCAAUUCGGUUCAAUUUCAAAUCCAACAAUAAUUCCAAAAUGUUUAGCUUUGUGUUCACAAAUUCCGGUUGAUUGGCUUUCACAAAAACGCCGUUCUUCCAAUACUUAUAGUAAUUAA